AUGGCCCCGAGAUGGACGCAAAGCUCCCCUGGCCGGCUAUUCGGCGGCCAGAGUCCAUCUCGCUCUCUGCUACAGAGACAUGUAUAUUCGUCUUCGCCAUUCUCUGCUUCGGCUGGAUCUCGGUCAUAUGAAGACACGCUGCCACACUUGAAGAUAGGAUCUCACACCAGGGUUCUCUUCCAGGGGUUUACCGUGAUAAAUAUGUACAUUCUAACAGGUAAACAGGCAAACAGGUACUUGAAUUCUGCGUCUAGAACUAGUGAACUGGGAACUAAUGAAGUACAGGCGACGGCCAAUGUCAAGGAGUCACUGGCAUGGGGGACAAAGAUUGUUGGAGGCGUCAAGCCUGGCGUCGAGGGUGAACAUCUAGGACUGCCCAUUUUUCCGUCAGUUCGCGUGGCACAAGAAAAGGCCAAACCAGAUGCAUCUGCAGUAUAUGUGCCCGGGAAUCAGACGGCCAAGGCCAUAGAAGAAGCUCUCGAAGCAGAAAUACCCCUUAUUGUCGCUGUGGCAGAGCAUGUUCCCAUCCACGACAUGCUGAAAAUACACUCCAUGCUCAAAACACAGUCUAAAUCCAGGCUUGUUGGCCCAAACUGUCCCGGAAUCAUCUCUGCCGUCGGGAAAUGCAGAAUUGGGUUCCAGCCUCUUCCAUGCUUUGCACCGGGCAAUGUAGGCAUAGUAGCUAAAUCAGGCACGUUGGGCUAUGAGACUGUUGCAUCUACGACGAGAGCCGGGCUGGGACAGAGUUUGUGUAUAGGCAUGGGCGGUGAUGUGCUUGCCGGUACAGACUUUGUGGAUGCGCUAAAGGUGUUUGAACACGAUGAUGAUACCCAUGGUAUUAUCAUUGUGGGUGAGAUAGGUGGUGAGGCGGAGAUGGAAGCUGCAGAGUGGAUCAAGGGGUAUAGGAGGAGGAUUUCAGAAGCGAAGUUUAGACCAAUCAUGGCGCUGAUUGGCGGUAUCGAAGCCCCUCCCGGACGAGUAAUGGGCCAUGCAGAUGCAGGUGCCUGGACAGCAGAAGGUGAACCGGAUGCCAGAACCAAGAUACAGGCAUUGCAGUCUGCGGGGGUGGUCAUGGUCGAUCACCCGGAGAAGUUUGGUGAAGGUAUGAAGGUAUUGUUGGCUGGUGCUGGUAGGAGACCCAAACCGAUAAUCCGACCAUCUAAGCCAGCAAGGUCUCCUCAAAGGAGGAUGCUAUACAUCAAAUCCUCUGAUGCAUUCGGACUUCUUAAAGAACAAGACAUCUCGGUCGUCGAGUCAAAAGGCCCGGCUAAUUUCACCCUUGCCAUCGCUAUAGACCGUAAAACGUGCGGUCCCUGCAUAACAGUAAGCAACAGCACAGAUGGCAACACCCACAAGUUUCCAUUCAACUAUCAUGCACGAAACUUUGACAUUGCAUCUGUAAAAGAUACUCUUGGUUUCACUAAAUAUCCUUCCAUGGCCACUGAGUCCUUGGAGAAACUUCUGCACGGGUUGAUGAACAUUUUUGUGACAAAGGAGGCAUUUCUGCUCGAGGUGAAAGCUGGUAUCGCUCCUGAUACAAAUAAUAUACAGAUCAUUGAUGCGCGAUUUGGGUUCGACGACGCUGCGUACCGUAGCUCAGGAAGACAGGGCGAUAUCCAUGUCCUGCGAAAUAAAGCUGAUGAGGUUCCUGCUGAAGUUGAAGCAGAAAAGGACGGUAUAGUGUACAUCACCCUCCCUGGAGAAGGCCGUAUAGGAACCCUUGUAAACGGCGCUGGCCUGGCCAUGAACACCGUCGAUGCCCUCACCCUCCACGGCGGAAGCUGCGCCAAUUUCCUCGACACCGGCGGCAAAGCUACUGCAGAAACCGUCAAGUCGUCCUUCCGAGUCAUCCUAUCUGAUCCGCGAGUAAAGGGCAUCUUUGUCAACAUCUUCGGCGGCCUUACCAAGUGUGAUAUGAUUGCUGAGGGUAUCAUGAUGGCCUUCCGUGACCUGGGUAUGAAAGUCCCAGUGGUAGUUAGACUAAGAGGAACAAACGAGGAACUCGGCCAAAAGAUGAUAGCGGAGAGCGGGUUGCCUCUCCACGCCUUUGACUCUUUCGAGCAAGCUGCAAAGAAGGUCAUCAGCUUGUCAAAGUAA
Molecule: messenger RNA, 2097 nt
Organism: Trichophyton verrucosum HKI 0517
Lineage: Eukaryota; Fungi; Ascomycota; Eurotiomycetes; Onygenales; Arthrodermataceae
Product: succinyl-CoA synthetase beta subunit, putative
Exons: 9
Coding region: 1-2097 (698 amino acids)
Biological process (GO): tricarboxylic acid cycle
Cellular component (GO): mitochondrion; succinate-CoA ligase complex (ADP-forming)
Molecular function (GO): succinate-CoA ligase (ADP-forming) activity; succinate-CoA ligase (GDP-forming) activity
Source: RefSeq, a predicted model, not a curated record